GAAAAUAUGUACUGUUCUGUUUUUUAGACCUCAGUGGUCUCGUCUGAACUUUACUGUCAAAUAAAGUCCCACUCACUUCCUCACGUUAAAUCACUGUUGUUGGAUGAUGGCAGGGUUCACGUCGGUCCUCCUGGUGUUUUGUGCUGCCGGAUGCGGCCUGUCUCGGUCCUCGCCGGUCCUCCGUCCAGCCCAGAUGUUCCAGACGGGACAGAACGUGUCUCUGAGCUGUAGCCUGAACUCCAGCCUGGAGGUCACCUGGUUCCUGCUGCGCUGGGACCAGCUGCAGCCGCUGUUCACCGUCUCAAAGAGCAAACUGAACGGGAACGACGUGGUCAACCAUCACGCAGGAUGGAACCCACGUAUCAGCUCGGGGGGCGAGCUGGACCGAGGCCUGGUCCUUCUGGAGAUCACGGGGGUGGAGGAGGAGGACGCCGGGCUGUACUUCUGUAGCGGACGCUGCUCCGGAGGAAACAUGUGUUUCAACAGAGGAAUUCACCUGACAGUCGACGGAGUCGACGGCUCCAGAAACCAGACGUCGUGGCAGCCAUGUUGGAGCCUGGGGUUCUGCCUCCUUCCGGGUCUGCUCGCCACCGGCUUCGUCGCCGUGGUCGGAUUCUACUUGUGCUCAGGUAAACCAGCUGUUUGCUGCUGUCGCCGACGGCAACAGGACGUCACGCAGGAAGAGUCUUUACAUUAUUCCAGCCUGAAUCAUCCACACAAGCCCCGCCCCUCCAGCAGAGGAGGAGCCGGAUUCGACAACGUCACGUACUCGACAGUGGCCAAUCAGAUGGCGCCAAACGCAUCACGUGAUUUGUAGUUUUGUAGUUUUUCGUUUGACUUUGAAAUAAACUGGUUUUUAUUUUUAUUCUACUAAAGGUUUGAGGAUUUAUUGAAAUAUCUGACUUAUUAUUAUUAAACUAAUAAUAAUAAUGAUGAUGUUAAUAAUGAUGUAUUGAAUGUAUUGUUUAUAUUAUUGAAAUACAUAAUGUAAUUUCUUUUUCAGAGCUUUGAAUGUCAACAACAGAACCCCUCAUUUCAAAUAUGUGUAGUUCAGCUGAAUCAGUGUUAUUCUUAAUAAGCUACGUCUUCUUUUUAUUUUUCUCCUUCCACAUGGAAACUCUCUGUAGAUGUCUCCAUUCAGACACCAGGGGGCGCUGCGAUAAUUCAAACUAGUCACUUCAGCCAGACAUUAAAAAUGAUCAAUUCUAUGUAUAAAUAAAACAUAAAUCCCUUAUAUUCAGUUCAUAUUCUGAAUUAUACGCAGGAUAAAACGAAUUUCACUUGAAUGUUUGUGUCAUAGUUAUAUAAUAGUUAUGUUUAUAGUAAUAUCAAGAUAAUUAAUAAAGAUAAAGAUAAUUAAAAACUGACUGGUCGUCUCAGCUGUUUUCUAAAGGUAUUUUCUAGUUGUUUAAUCAAAUUGAUGCAAUUAGAAAAUGGACCUAAAUGAUUUUUCUUUACUUCCAUGAAUCUUUUCAUUUCAUUUUGAAGCUGAACUGUUUUUAGCUGCUUUCUUUUCUCCUAAUCCACAGAAACAUGUUGAUAUAUUUGUCAUACGUGUUUUCAGGAGCUCUGGAUGUAGAUGGUGGAGAAAUGUUCUUAUUAUGUUAAAUCUGUGUCUUGUAAGAGGCUGUGACGGCUGCAGACCAGCUGCUCUGCUGUGCUUUUAGCUUCAUGUACACAUGUGAAUAUAAAUAUAGAUCUGUACUGUGGGUGGAGGCAGCUGUAGCUCCUGGACUUCGACUUUGUGCCUCCAAUAAACUGAAUGUGAGAUCA
Messenger RNA from Mugil cephalus (flathead mullet), 1773 nucleotides. RefSeq lists its product as uncharacterized. The record is from RefSeq and is a predicted model, not a curated record. Lineage: Eukaryota; Metazoa; Chordata; Actinopteri; Mugiliformes; Mugilidae. The coding region runs from base 104 to 817 and encodes 237 amino acids. The transcript has 5 exons.